AUGGUCCGCAUCACACCCGGUCUUUCAUGUGUCAUAGCUGAGAUGUGCGAUUGGAGAUUACACACCUUGGUCUACACUACCAUCGACGCUGAUGGAGGAAUUGGAGGUGAUUCUGGAGCCAUUAGGGAUCGAAGGAGUGCGCCGAGGGGUAGGGGGAGCAAAGGAGUAUCUGAAACUCGUAGCCUUUCUUUGAUGCAGCAGGCUAUUGUGUCUUUAUCUGAGAUUCAUACUAACAUCAUAUUCUUAAUCACUGAUCUAGAGUUUCCCAUCUCGGAUUGGGAUGAGAAGCGGAUGGAUGCAGGGCUGCAAACGCUGAAUUCGAACCUGGACCAAAUAUAUGAUGAAAGUAUAAAAUUGCUCUACAUUUGCAUUGCUUUUAGCUACGAGCUUUCUAGAUUGAAUUUGGGUCAACUUUUCAUGCAUUAUGCUACACAAUUAUUGGAGCACUCGAGCAUUCAUCCCAGCAUAUGAAACUAGCGAAGGCGUCUCGCAUUGAUUGGAAGAGGUGAUUUAGCCCGAAGAGUCUCAAGUUAGAAAACUGCCAUGAUAUAUUGAAGAAUCCUACAGGGACCAUUUACUCUGACAACGUUAAGAAUUCGUACAAAAGCGAAGUGCUGAUGAGAGCUCUUUACGGAGUAAUGGCUCAUACUGUAAUAGUUUCCAGUGUUGUUACAGCAACUAUGGCUGGUUGUUCGAAGCUUUUGAUUGAGUGACAUGUUCCUGACAAGUUUAUGUGGUCCAAGGCCUUCAAUUAGCUUGAAGCCAUUUUUUUUAUCAGAGAUCAGAGCCCAUCUUUCUAGUGGAAAAGUAACAGCGUCGAAAGAGUUAGAAGCUGUAGAGUUGUAUGGGGAGAGGUUGCAUGAGUUGAUUGGGUUGUGGAUUGAACUGGACUUGAUCAUAUUAUAAGUUUGGGGCAUUUACAUGCAAACCACCUAAUUCCUAUGUAUUUAUAUUUCUAACGCCUAAGCAUUUGUA
Phalaenopsis equestris is the source of this 975-nucleotide messenger RNA. Its product is annotated as UPF0496 protein 4-like. Lineage: Eukaryota; Viridiplantae; Streptophyta; Magnoliopsida; Asparagales; Orchidaceae. Bases 1 to 471 code for a protein of 156 amino acids. The transcript has 4 exons. The record is from RefSeq and is a predicted model, not a curated record.